AUGGCCUCACAUGGAGCACCCAAAGUCUAUCGAGCGACGAACCUCCCGCACCAUGUGGAUCGCCUAGCGGCGACCGAGUUGCUCGCACAGUGCAUCCCGGGUGUUGCCCUCGAAGACAUCCAGAUAGAGUCUCUUGCUCCUGUUGUUGAUCCCUGGGCGAGUGAGCCCACAAAGGUAGCUACAUUGAGGUUCAAAUCUGCACCCGUGGCUCUUGCUCAAGGGCCUGGUCGCAUGGAAUGGUCGUUCCCGAUGCUGGGCUCCCUUCGUUCGAUUAACCUGGACAUCCACUUCUACGGCCUCACUCCGUUGAACGAGAUCAAUGAAAAUAGCCACACCGAUGAUUGUAUCGUGAUAUCCGGCCUUGCAAGCCACCCUAUGGGAUCGUGGCAGCCACGGGGCGAUAAAUCUUUCAUGUGGAUACGUGAUGCUCUACCCAGCCGAUUCCCCGGUGUUAGAUUCAUCAUUUACGGCUAUGACACAGCCCUAUCUGGGAGUAAAUCUUUCCAGGUUGUGCCAGACAUAGCAGGAUCCUUGAUAUCGGAGCUAAAAGCUAAUGGCUGGGCUGCUCCGGCCGCCAAGCCUAUCAUAUUCCUUGCUCAUAGUCUUGGAGGUGUAGUCUUGAAGCAGAGCAUGGUCAUGCUGGCGGGGAGUGGAGUAAGGGAAAGACAAAUCAUCCGCAACAUCAAAGGCGCGAUAUUUUUCGGAGUUCCGACUGUGGGAAUGGCAGUGCCUGACAUCUAUGAGAUGCUCGAGGAUCAGCCGAACACGGCCCUCCUGGAUUAUCUUUCCAAUCGUUCAGACUAUGUUCCAACGCUAGAGAAGCAGUUUGAUGGAAUCUCUUACACUCGAGACAUGGUGCUCUUUUGGGCGUACGAAACACAAGCAACGCCCAGUUUAUCUAAUUCUAGUGGAGGCUGGAAGCGAUCCGGCCCAGACACGGUCAUGGUCUCACCGGAGUCUGCCACUGGCGGCCGGCAUGGAAUCUCCCCGGAGCGCCUCCUUCAGAUAGACGCCGACCACUCGAACAUGGUGAAGUUUAAGCCCGGGGACCGGCUAAUACCUAUAAUGGCAGACAAAAUUAGAGAAAUCAUGGAUAAUGCUAUGAUUUAUGCCUCUACAAAGAGACCUGGCCGGGUGAUCUCUGGAACGCCGGCCAACCGGUCAAAACGUCCUGUUUCGAAUGCGUUUACAGGAAAUGGGACAAUGAAAGCCUCCAAGAUCCUUACAAAUGACAUCCCUUGGUUCAGUCAAGCUAAUCCGGAACUAGUUCUCAGAAAGUCCCUACUGGCCCCUGAACAGGAUCUUAGAUUAUAUACCAUUGACGAGAACACGAAAAAUACGUUUGGUUGGGUCUAUGAUCACCCGGAUAUCAAUCUGGCUUCGUGGCUUCUAAAAGGGGAAGGGAUUUUCUGGCUGAGCGGGAAGCCUGGCUCUGGGAAGUCCACCAUGAUGAAGUUCAUUUGGAAUGACUCCCGUACGUUUGAGCUUCUUCACCGUUGGGGAUCAAAACAUCAACAGAUUCUUAUCAACUUUUUCUUCCACCACCGAGGAUCAGUCAUUCAAAAGUCAUUUGAGGGUCUCAUCCAGAGCAUUCUAUUCCAAAUCAUCGGCAAAGAGCCUCAACUCUGCACCUUAUUAGAGCGGAUUGUCGAGAAAACAUUCCCGCAAAAUAUUGCUGCCUGGAGAGACUCAAUAGAUCGUGCCGAGUCGGAAGAAGUUCGUGCCAAGCAGAAAGAAGCUCGUGCCAAGCUGAGAGAAGAUCGCGCCGAUUUGGAUGAUGACGUCGAUUUGGAAGACACCGAGUUGGAGCUGCCUGCGAGGCUUUGGACAAGGAGGGCAUUAGAAGAGUGCUUGUACGCUCUCUUACUUCAAGAUAAGGUCGACCUCGACCUCUUUCUUCUUCUUGACGCGCUCGAUGAGUAUGAUGGGCGGCCUGAGUUCAUCGCCGAUUUCUUAAAACGAAUGAUUGACGCUUCGUCACGGACGCGAGUCCGAAUUUUGUUUUCCAGCCGGCCGUGGAAAGUGUUCCAGGAUGAAUUUGCUUCAUGCCCUGGAUUCAAGAUCCAUGAGCACACGGAAGAUGAUAUCCGAAAGUAUGCCGUUGAGUCCGUGCCGCCUGGCGCAGGAGUGCUGCUUGGAUUGACAGAACAAAUCGUGCAUCGAUCCCAGGGCGUUUUUCUCUGGGUCAAGCUGGUCAUGCGUCAGCUGUCAUCAGUUGUAGCCGAGCCAUGGCAAGAGAAUGUUGAUGGCCAGGGGCUGAGCUUCAGAUUGGAAAUGAAGCUGAAGGAACUACCAGACCAACUAGAUGAUUUCUACUACACAAUUGUGGAAAGAAUACCCGAUGUAUUCCGAUGGGACACAUAUGUUUUGCUUGAAUGCAUGGUCCGGUCCCGCGAUAAUUUAAACGUCGAGGAAGCGUUAAGCCUCUUAAAUCUGUCCAAAGAAGCAACUUCUGUAGACUGGGGGAAAUAUCUUGAUGGGACAACGAAUCUAUCCAAAAAAGAGCUAGCGAAAGGAAUCCACCAGCUAAAAGCGAUCUCGGGAGGUCUUCUCGAAAUAUCGGAACCCAACAAGAAAACGUUUUAUGAUAUGGUCACCUGGUAUAAUCAACCUGCUUCGGCAGAAGAAACGAUACACUGGGGCGACACCUCUUUGCCAAUCAUCCAGUUUAUGCACCAGACGGUUCAAGAAUUCGUUCAGGAGCCCGGGUUUCGACAUGCGAUACUGGGCGUUCGCGGGAAAACAACCAAUGCUAAUGGCCAUUCCUUCAUGACGGAGUACUUGUUCCAUCAGAAUGUUUUCCCAGGAGCACGGCAAAUCACAGCCUUUCAUGGGACGGAUCAAGAGAAGAUGGAACGCCUGAUUCCACUAUUUUUCCAUGCAAGAGAAGCAGAAAAAACAACCGGAACUGGCCAGCACUUCCUCGUCAGGGAUAAAACUAUACUCGACGAUUGGACCCCGUUGACAUUUUGUGUCGCAGCCGGGUUGCGUUUGCUCCUGAGGGAAAUUCUGCAGCAACAUGCAGAUGCUAUGUUGAAAUGCAAAGGCGGCCUUCUUCCAACAAUAUUGCUCUCCCUAAAGAAAAGAUAUCUUGAUCCUACAGACGCCAUUCAAAUGAUAGUUGACAUUGUGGAACAUGGAUACAGAAUCGAAAAGGAUUUAGACAGUAUGCAUGAACUCUUCGUCAAGAUUUGGAAAAACCGCCUUUACCAUGUUACGGGUGCAACGGACGAGGACAUUUGUAACCGCAGAGAUUACAUCACCAUGACAUCAGAAGCCCUCAGGGGACUUACGGACAAAACCAUCCUGUUCCGAAAGCGAGACAGCAAGUUUUCAUUGAUUCACAGAUGCCCACCAGAGCUCAUGAGCCAACUGCUGGCAUUGGGCGUCAACCCUAACUCUGGUGGUCACGCAGGUGGUCACUCAGUACUGGACUCUUUUAUUCUUAAUAUCUCUCCUAUCGAUACAAUCUUCAUCGACUCUGCCAUAUACGAUGCUUUCAGGGCCCUCAUCGAACACGGGGCCGUCCUACACACGACGAAGCGCCGGGUAUGGGAAGAUCUAACUCAAAGGUUUGCUGACCGUGGCUACGACAUGAGCUUUCUGCCAGACUAUACCAGCUUGAAAUCUUCACAUUUCCGCAGUCUCAUAGCAGAAACAAUGCCGCCGUCAAAUUCUGUGCCAGAUAUGCCCGCUGAGCAAGGAAAAGCCGUUGUACAACCCGGAAGAUCUCGCUUCUCUGAAAAAUUGAAAAGGCUGUCAACUUCAUUCCAAAAGUCUCCAUUCAAGCGCAGCGACAAGGAGAGGAAGGUCAAAGCCUCCGCGACCGGCACCGGUAGCGAGACCACAAGCCUCGCAUAG
This is a messenger RNA of Clonostachys solani, 3861 nucleotides long. Lineage: Eukaryota; Fungi; Ascomycota; Sordariomycetes; Hypocreales; Bionectriaceae. The record is from the annotation of a GenBank genome assembly.